This is a messenger RNA of Coregonus clupeaformis (lake whitefish), 8725 nucleotides long. Its product is annotated as unconventional myosin-XVIIIa-like. The coding region runs from base 338 to 8626 and encodes 2762 amino acids. The transcript is spliced from 47 exons. Gene Ontology annotation, molecular function: cytoskeletal motor activity; protein binding; ATP binding. The record is from RefSeq and is a predicted model, not a curated record. Lineage: Eukaryota; Metazoa; Chordata; Actinopteri; Salmoniformes; Salmonidae. Gene Ontology annotation, cellular component: myosin complex.
UCAGCUCUUUCACACACUCUCAACUAACUCUGGGUUGAACCCCCGUUACCGGCAACGUUUUAAGGGCUUAUUUCAGUCAGGGAAGGAUUGGCUCUACCAAACCUAACUCUACACUACUCACCUACACAGGACAGCAGACUUGUUCACUUCACUUCCUGCGACACGUGGUCCUUUCACUAUCCCACUGGUUACGGCCCCUAGAGUGAAGAACCAGUGAUUUUGGCCUCUAUUGUGAAGAUCCACCCUUCCAUCCGUCUGUCCAGCACUUCUUUCCAUUCCUGCCCUCCCCCCUCUUCCCCCCUCAUCCGGCACAGCUCAUGACAUCAGCGCAGCCAACAUGGCAUUCUCAUCGCGCUUUUCCUUCUGGGAGCAAAAGGUCAAAGAAGAGGUCAGACCACCAGGCUCCAAGACCUCAAACCAGGGUUCAGACAGCGACAGUGGCAGUAUGAGUAGCCGCUCCCAGUCCGUGCCCAGUCUGGAGCCUGGCAGGGGCCUAUUCCGCACCAAAAGCCCAGAGCCUGCCAAGACACAGCCCGGGGUCAGGGUCAGGAGUCCCUCACCACCCAGGGUACGCAGGGCCGUAAAGGUCCCUGAACGCUUCAUAAGUCCAGUGCCUCCGAUCCAGACGCCAGCACUGCGCUUCAGGAGCCCUGACCCACGCAUAGCUUCCAUGAUUAGCCCUGAGCCUGUGCUGAAUGGGAACAGCAAGCCCAACGGAUCCGUUAACGGCAGUGCCAUCAAUGGAAGCUCUGCCAACGGCAGUGCCAACCAGCCAGACCUGGACAACGAUGAUCAGAGCCUUACCCGUAAGAAGGUAGUGAAGGUGGUGCGUCGAGUGGUGAGGAAGGUACUACCUGCAGAAGAGGAGGAUGCUCCAGCUCCUGAGCCCACCAAACCUGCUACUGAACCUCCUAAAUUGGUACCAUCGCAAGCGCCAACAUCUGUGCCCAAGGUCCCAAAGGUUCCAUUGUUCUCUUUCAAGCACGACACCAUCAGGACAGAGGAGAAGGACGAUAUAUCAGCUGGGCUGGCCAGCCUCAUGGUCCGCGGGAGGACCAGGGACCGCCCUCGCACACGCAAAGAUGAGCCACCUGAAAAAAAACAAGAGGAAGCGGUGAAAAGAGGGGAAAAAGAAAGCCCAAAGUUGGUUGAUAUUAAAUCUAGCCCUAAAGUCGGCCCAGUUUCAAAACAGGAGGAUAAGACUCCCGUGUCGACUGCACCUGCCAAAGUUCCUCCUACUACUUCGAAUUUGACCUCGGUUCCAUCCAAGUCUGCACCCGCAGGCUUCAUCCCUGCCUCAAAGCCUUCCCCGCUCUCACCUCCUGCAGGUUUCAUCCCACCACCAAAAUCAGCCUCCCUUUCUCCACCUGCUGGGUUUGUACCAGCCCCAAAAUCCACUGCUGUUAGUCCUUCAGUUUCCACUGCAGCCCCCAAAUCCUCCCCAGCCAUUCCCCCAUCAUGCUUCGUCCCACCACUAAAAUCGACCCCCAUGUCCCCACCUGCCGGGUUCAUACCAGCCCCAAAAUAUACCCCCCUUUCCCCACCUGCUGGUUUUGUCCCCUCUUCUAAAUCCUCCCCUGUCACUCCCCCUUCAGCAUCCGUUCCCACCUCCAAGUCCUCCCCCAGUACUCCCGCUGCAGGUUUUAUCCCAGCCCCCAAGUCCUCGCCUCUCUCCCCUCCUCCCACCUUCAUCACUCCCAAGGCGAGUCCCCUCUCGCCACCACCGGCGUUCAUCCCGCCCCCCAAACUACCAGCCGUGAAGAAGCCUGAGGUGAAGGCUUUAGCAGCCUCUCCUCUGUCCUCUGUUCCCAUUGAGAAGGCUUCACCGCAGAACAAGUCAUCAACCGUUGCAUCAAAGACUACCCCAACCAUAACCCAAAAGGAGGCGCCACUCAGUCCCACUGAAGAGGCUCAGAGACGCCUGGAGAGGAUCUUCACUACGCCUCUGGAGCCGGUGGUUCGUGCCUCAGCCCCAAGCCUUUCUCCGGCCCCAGCCCCAACCCCCACGCAGGGACAGGUGGACGAGGACCCUGUGGCCAUCCUUCAGGCGUCUCACGCCGCUGCCCAACAACCCAAGGUGAAGACAGAGGAGCAGAUAACCACAGAGCAGGCAUGGUACGGCUCAGAGAAGGUCUGGCUGGUCCACAAGGAUGGCUUCUCCCUGGCGACGCUGCUGAAGACUGAGGCAGGCUCUCUACCGGAGGGGAAGGUGAAGAUCAAACUGGAACAUGACGGGACAGUACUGGACGUAGAUGAGGACGACGUGGAGAAGGCGAACCCCCCGUCGUUUGACCGCUCUGAGGACCUGGCCUCGCUGCAGUACCUCAAUGAGUCCAGUGUGAUGCACUCCCUGCGCCAGCGCUACGGGGGAAACCUCAUCCACACACAGGCCGGGCCCAACAUGGUCAUCAUCAACCCCCUCAGCGCACCCUCCAUGUACUCAGAGAAGGUGAUGCACAUGUUUAAGGGGUGCAGGCGAGAGGACACAGCACCUCACAUCUACGCGGUGGCCCAGUCGGCCUACAGGAACCUGUUGACCACGCGUCAGGACCAGUCCAUCGUGCUGCUGGGGCGGAGCGGCAGCGGCAAGACGACCAACUGUCAACACCUGGUCCAGUACCUGGUCUCCAUCGCUGGCAGCACCGGAAAGAUCUUCUCUGGGGAGAAGUGGCAGGCAGUAUACACCAUCCUGGAAGCAUUUGGGAACAGCUCCACCUGCAUGAACACCAACGCCAGCCGCUUCUCUCAGAUUGUCUCUCUGGACUUCGACCAGGCUGGCCAGGUGGCCUCAGCAUCCAUACAGACCAUGCUGCUUGAGAAGCUGAGAGUGACCAAACGGCCAGAGACUGAGUCCACCUUCAACGUCUUCUACUACCUGAUGGCCGGAGCUGACACCACACUCAGAACGGAGCUGCACUUUAACCACUUUGCAGAGAACAGCGCCUUCGGAAUUGUGCCUCAGUCUAAACCGGAGGACAAACAGAAGUCAUCUCAGCAGUUCACCAAGCUGCAGGCAGCCAUGAAGGUGCUGGGCAUCUCAGUGGAGGAGCAGAGGGCUCUGUGGCUCAUCCUAGGGGCCAUCUACCACCUGGGGGCCGCAGGGGCCACUAAAGCUGGCCGUAAGCAGUUUGCCCGUCAUGAGUGGGCCCAGAAGGCAGCCUACCUGCUGGGCUGCACCCUGGAGGAGCUCUCCUCUUCCAUCUUCAAGCACCAGGCCAAGGGGCCCAUACAGAGGUCCACCUCCUUCCGCGGGGGGCCCGACGAGGCCGGGGCAGGAGACAGCUCAGGCUCUAAGAUCACAGCCCUGGAUUGUCUGGAGGCCAUGGCUUCAGGCCUGUACUCAGAGCUCUUCACCCUCGUUAUCUCCCUCGUCAACAGAGCUCUGAAGUCCAGUCAGCACUCUCUGUGCUCUCUGCUCAUCGUGGACACACCGGGUUUCCAGAACCCUCGCAUGGCCAAGCGCCAGCGCGGUGCCACCUUCGAGGAGCUGUGCCACAACUACGCCCAGGAGCGCCUGCAGACCCUGUUCCACGAACGCACCUUUGUACAGGAGCUGGAGAGAUAUAAGGAGGAAAACAUAGAGCUUGCAUUAGAUGACAUAGAGUCCAGUACCUCAAUGUCUGUAGCAGCUAUAGACCAAGCAUCAACCCAAGCGCUGGUGCGCACCCUGGCGAGGACAGAUGAGGCUCGAGGUCUGCUGUGGCUGAUGGAGGAGGAGGCUGUGCAGCCAGGGGGCUCUGAGGACACUCUGCUGGAGAGACUCUUCAGUUACUAUGGCCCCGACCAGGGGGACAACAAGGGACACGCCCUACUCCUGAAGAGCGACAAGCCACGUCAUUUCCUGUUGGGCCACAGCCACGGGACGGACUGGGUGGAGUACGAUGCUCAGGGUUGGCUGAGCCACGCCAAGCAGAACCCCGCCUCCCAGAACGCUGCCACUCUGCUGCAGGACUCACAGAAGAAAAACAUCAGCAGUCUGUUCUCUAGUCGUAGUGGAGGGCCCACAGUGCUGUCUGGCUCCAUCGCAGGGCUGGAGGGGGGAUCUCAGCUGGCCCUCCGCAGAGCCACUAGCAUGAGGAAGACCUUCACAACCGGCAUGGCCGCCGUCAAGAAGAAGAGCCUCUGCAUCCAGAUCAAACUGCAAGUGGAUGCUCUGCUGGACACGGUGCGCAGGUCCAGGGUUCACUUUGUCCACUGCCUGCUGCCCAAGGCAGAUGCGGUGGGGGUGGGUGGGGAGCCGCGCGUGGCCCAUGGAGAGAGCUGCGACUCAGGCCUCAUGCAGCUGGAUGUGGGCCUUCUGAGGGCUCAGCUCCGUGGAUCUAAGCUUAUCGACGCCCUGCGCAUCUACAGGCAAGGAUACCCUGAUCACAUGGUGUUCUCCGAGUUCCGACGGCGCUUCGACGUGCUGGCGCCCCACCUGACCAAAAAGCACGGGCGCCACUACAUUGUCACAGACGAGAAGAGGGCUGUGGAGGAGCUGUUGGAGUCUCUGGACUUGGAGAACAGCAGUUACCACAUGGGCCUGAGCAGGGUGUUCUUCAGAGCGGGGACCCUGGCCAAACUGGAGGAGCGGAGAGACGUCCAGACCCGACGCAACAUCACCAUGUUCCAGGCUGCCUGCAGAGGAUACCUGGCCAGACAGGCCUUCAAGAAGAGGAAGAUCCAGGACCUGGCUAUCCGCUGCAUCCAGAAGAACAUCAAGAAGAACAAGGGAGUGAAGGGUUGGCCCUGGUGGAAGGUGUUCACCACAGUACGCCCCCUUAUAGAGGUCCAGCUCACAGAGGAGCAGAUACGCGGCAAAGACGAGGAGAUCCAGCAGCUGAAAGGGAGGCUGGAGAAGGUGGAGAAGGAGAGGAACGAGCUGAGACUCAACAGUGACCGCUUGGAGAGCCGGAUCACAGAGCUGUCGACGGAGCUGGCAGACGAGAGGAACACAGGAGAGUCAGCCUCUCAGCUGCUGGAGUCUGAGACCUCAGAGAGACUGAGACUGGAGAAAGACAUGAAGGACAUGCAGACUAAGUUUGACUCGAUGAAGAAGUCUAUGGACUCUAUGGAGAUGGAGGUGAUGGAGGCCAGACUCCUCAGAGCCUCAGAGCUCAACGGAGAGAUGGACGACGACGACACAGGGGGAGAGUGGAGACUGAAGUAUGAGAGGGCCAUCAGAGAGAUAGAGUUCACCAAGAAGAGGCUUCAGCAGGAGUUUGAUGACAAGCUGGAGGUGGAGCAGCAGAACAAACGGCAGCUGGAGAGGAGGCUAAGUGACCUCCAGGCAGACAGUGAGGAGGUGCAGCGUACGGCCCAGCAGCUGAAGAAGAAGUGUCAGAGAUUGACGGCUGAGCUACAGGACACCAAGCUACACCUGGAGGGCCAGCAGAGCCGCAACCAUGACCUGGAGAAGAAACAGAGGAAGUUUGACUCGGAGCAGAACCUCUCUCAGGAGGAGGUUCAGAGGGAGAAGAAUAUUAGAGAGAAGUUGAGCAGAGAGAAGGACAUGCUGACUGGAGAGGUGUUCAGCCUGCGACAGCAACUGCAGGACAAGGACCUGGAAAUGUGUGCGCAGAACGUGAAGUUAGAACAGCUGGAGGCGGAGCUGCUGGACCUGUCAUCCCAGGAGACCAAGGACGAGGCGUCGCUGUCCAAGGUGAAGAAGACGAUACGUGACCUGGAGGCCAAGGUCAAAGACCAGGAAGAGGAGCUGGAUGAACAGGCCGGAACUAUACAGAUGCUGGAGCAGGCUAAGCUGCGUCUGGAGAUGGAGACAGAAAGACUGCGCCAGACACACUCCAAGGAGAUUGAAAGUAAAGACGAGGAGGUGGAGGAGAUCAGACAGUCCUGCAGUAAGAAGCUGAAGCAGAUAGAAGUCCAGCUGGAGGAGGAGUAUGAUGACAAACAGAAGGUCCUACGUGAAAGGAGAGACCUGGAGACCAAGCUACUGUCUGCCCAGGACCAGGUGAACCCCAGAGAUGUGGAGACAGAGAAGAGGCUGAGGAAGGAUCUGAAGCGUACCAAGGCCCUGCUGGCCGACGCCCAGAUCAUGCUGGACCACAUGAAGAACAACGCCCCCAGCAAGAGAGAGAUCGCCCAGCUCAAAAACCAGCUGGAGGAGUCAGAGUUCACCUGUGCGGCAGCAGUGAAGGCCCGUAAAUCUAUGGAGGUGGAGAUUGAGGACUUGCAUGUGCAGAUGGAUGACAUCUCCAAAGCCAAACAGGCUCUGGAGGAGCAGUUGAGCAGGCUGCAGAGGGAGAAGAAUGAUCUGCAGUCUCGUAUGGAGGAGGACCAGGAGGAUAUGAACGAGCUCAUGAAGAAGCACAAGUCAGCUGUCGCCCAGUCGACUCAGAACCUAGCCCAGAUCUCUGACCUACAAGCCCAGCUGGAGGAGGCCCUCAAGGAGAAGCAGGAUGUCCAGGAGAAGCUCUCGGCACUGCAGAGCCAGCUGGAGUUCCAGGAGACUUCUAUGGUGGAAAAGUCUCUGGUCAGCAGGCAGGAGGCCAAGAUCCGAGAGAUGGAGACCAAGAUGGAGUUUGAGAAGACGCAGGUCAAACGCUUGGAGAGCCUGGUUGCCCGUCUGAAGGAGAACCUUGAGAAGCUAACAGAGGAGCGGGAUCACCGCAGCACCAGCGAGACUCGGGAGAAGGAGCAGAACAAGCGGCUCCAGAGACAGAUCAGAGAUAUCAAGGAGGAGAUGGGAGAGCUGGCCAAGAAGGAGGGAGAGGCCAGCCGCAAGAAACACGAGCUGGAAAUGGAUAUUGAAAGCUUGGAGGCAGCCAAUCAGAGCCUGCAGGCGGACCUUAAACUAGCCUUCAAGAGGAUUGGUGACCUCCAGGCCGCCAUCGAGGACGAGAUGGAGAGUGACGACAACGAGGACCUCAUCAACAGUUUACAAGACAUGGUGACAAAGUAUCAGAAAAGAAGGAACAAAACUGAGGGAGACUCAUCUGACUCGGAGGUGGAAGACCGUGUGGACGGGGUCAAGUCCUGGCUGUCCAAAAACAAAGGCUCGACCAAGAACCUUUCAGAUGACGGCAGCCUCAAGAGCUCCAGAUUUGCCGUAAACAUAGACGCAAAGGAAGAGAAAGAGUGGAAAGAGGGUAAGGAAUGGAAAGAGUUGAACAAAGAGGGCAAAGAGAAAGAGGUAGAUCAGAGCAGGCCGGUGUCUGUGAUGAGUUCCCUGAGCUACAGGAAGCGCUCCAACAUCAAUGACUCCAUUGGAGGUAAAGGGGAUGACAGCUCCCUCUUCAGUUCCCUCAAGAAGGACCAGGACUCCCAGGAGUCUAUCACCUCUUUUCGUAAGGCCAAGCCCAAAGGCUCCUUACCCCAGGAUGACUCCUACUCAGUCAGCUCCAGCUCCUGGAGGAAGUCCCAGACUGGGGACGAUGAUGACCGUGGCUCGGUUAUCUCCCAGGCCUACACUGAAGCCACCAGCAGGGCUAGGAAGGGCAUGGACAGCCGCUGGGGAGACUUCGACAAAGAGUCCACCGUGUCCUCCAUGGCCCCCAGCAGGGCCUCUGUCGCCACCACGCGCCGUGGCCUGAGACCAGGCGACGACACCAAGUCGACCAUCAGCCUGGGUAUGUCCAGUCCCCUGAGCCGCCGCCGCAGCACCUCCGCACACCGAAUGGACGAGUCAUAUGGAAAAAGCGGUUGCAGCCCCAGCAGCCCCUCUCUCAGUCGCCAUUCUGGGGGCAGGAGCCCUAGCAGCAUGAGCCGUGCUGACUCACGCAUAUCUGACUUCCGCAGCUGCCGCCUCAGUGAGUUUGAUGACAUGGAGGACGGGCACAGCGUGGCCUUCACCGAGCGCUCCUCGGCCUACAGCCCCCACUCCUCCACAGGACGCAGCCUGUCCAUGCCCCCGCCACGUGCUCGCUCCUCCUUCAGAGAUGAUGACGAGAUCCCUGACACCUCGGACGUCAAGCCGGCCACCGUCAGCCACCGCAACUACCUGGACCCCGACCUGGAGAAGGCCAUCAACGAGGUGCUCAACUUCAAACCCAUCAAGUUCAAACGCACCAGCCUGGAAGACUCGGAGGCCGAGGCAGGGAAGAAAGAGGAGGACACAGAGGAUGACAGGAAGAGUGUGCUUAGCGUCAGGGGGAGAGGCGACCGGGAGGUGGACAGCGGGCGCAGCACCAGCAGUCUGAGACGCUCAGCUUCGGCCGUGGACUGUAGGAGGUCCUCCAGCAGCAUGAGCAGCCGCAGUCGCAGCCACAGCCGCAGCGCAAAGAAGAGCAAAGGCAAGAAGAAGAAGAGGAGCCACGGCUCCGAGUCAGACAGCUCCGAUGAUGACCGCCGCAGCAAGAAGGGCAGCACCAAGAAGAAGGGCAAGAAGUCCAAGAAGAAGUCCAAGAAGAAGUCCAAAAAGGAGACUACUUCUUCUUCUUCCUCAUCCUCGGAUUCAUCAUCUGACUCAGAGUCUGGCUCCAGCUCUGGUGCCUCCACAAUCUCCUACAAAAGCACCAACAGUGUAAAGAGAGCCCCUGGCCGCCAGGCCUCUAGUCCAGAGGGGGAGAGGGAGGCUGGGACACCUGCUGAGGGGCAGCCCCCUCCUAACAAGAAGGAGGAGAAGAGUAGGAAGAAGAAAGUGGACAACCUGAUGAUGAAGUAUCUGUACAGACCAGACAGUGACUGAGGCUUGCAUCCUCCUAGCCGAAGACGGUUCUGCUUUGACAAAUCUGACGAAGAAGAAGAGGAGGAGGAAGAAGAAAAAGCAGAAGGUGGUGUGUCCCGA